UGUACCUCUUGACUUUUCCUUUUUCAUAACUUAGUUAAUUUCUGUUGCAAAUGCAACAAGAUUUUAAAUAAUUUAUAUUCAACUGCAGUCUAAAAUGAAAUGGAUCUUGUGCAGCCUUUGAAUGGAAUUCCAAAGACUCCGGAAUCACCGUUCGGCCCGAUAUGGAAGCCGGAUCUAUACAAGUUGCAACAAGAAGCACCGAAGCCGAAUAUGAUUCCAUGUGAUUUAGAUGUGCCUUCUAAGCCAGAACAUUAUGGAAAAGAAUUCCAUGGUGCUCUCAGUCAUCAGCAGGCGGCACUGCUCCUCAAAGAGGAAGGAGACUACCUUGUCAGACUCAGUGGCAUAGCUAAUCCCAUCUGCACACUCUCAUUUAAAUUGAGAGGAAAAAUAAGACAUUACCGUUUAUUUUAUGAUGGACAGCAUUAUGUAAAGGACAAGAAGUUCGACUGCAUUGAUGAUCUCGUUGCUCAUGGCCUUGUCACACUUCAUUUAGAAGCAGAAGCUGGCACAUACAUCCAGUUGAUGUGUGAUGAGGCCAAGUAUGAAAAAAGCCCUGCAUACAUGACCUUAUCUAGAUUUAAAAACAGAACAAAACCAUUAUUGACCACUCAUCAAGAAGAAGAAACUGUAUUGUAUGACAAGCCGCACAAAUUUAAAAUUCACAAUUUCAAAGGAUUCAACUGGUGUGAGUUCUGUAGGAAUUUCCUUUGGGGUUUAACUGCUCAAGGAGUGAAGUGUGACGAUUGUGGGUUCUCUGCACAUGUUAAAUGUUCAGAAAAACUCCCGCCGGACUGUUGUCCAGAGCUGAAGUCCGUGCGGUCUGUUUUUGGAGUCGACUUGACUGCAUUCGUCCGGUCUAGGAAAACAACAAGGCCAUUUGUCGUUGAAAAAUGUGUUCAAGAAAUCGAGAUCCGUGGCCUACAUGUGGAAGGGUUAUACAGGAUAUCUGGUUUUGCCGAUGAAAUGGAUAAUCUGAGAAUGGCAUUUGAAAGAGAUGGAGAAAAUGCAGAUAUUUCUGCAAACGUUUAUGAUAACAUUAACGUAGUAGCAGGGAUAUUGAAGCAAUAUUUUAGAUUACUCCCAAUUCCCCUGCUAACCUAUGAGGUUCAUCCUAAAUUGAUAAAAGCUGUUGAACUUCCCACAUUAAAAGAACAAAUUAUAAUGACUAAAGAAGCCCUUGCCCACUUACCACCUGCACACUACAACACACUUAAAUAUCUUAUGGCACAUUUAUCAAAAGUGGAAGAACAUCAAGCUGCAAACAAGAUGAGCUCAUAUAACUUGAGCACAGUCUUUGCCCCAACACUAAUGCCACCAUCUAGCUCUAAGAUGGCCGGCUCAAUCCCGGACAUGACUGGUGAGAUAAACUCGCUCAAUCUUCUCAUCCAUCAUCAGAAACUGAUAUUUCAAUCUGCAAUUCUUUACUAGUGUUUCUUUACUCUAUCCCCCCAUCUAAAUCUGUAUGAUAGCAGAGUUUUAGUGACGACUUAGAAUGGGAUUUCAUGCCUCUUGUUAAAUUCAGACAAAAUUUUUGCAAUGUUGUGAAAAUGUUAAAACUUUGGAAUUGUUUAGUGAUUGAUUACAAAUUUAUUGUUCCUGACUAUUUAGAAUCUUUUGUUAAGAGGCCUGGAUAUCCUAUAAAGAAGUGAAGAAACUAUUUAUAAGAAUUGAGUUAAACUUUCCAUUCUUCUAUAUUAUUUAUUUAUUUUUUUGUUAUUGUAAAUAUUAAGUAAUGUAUAUUUUUAUUUGUUAAUUACUAUUCAU
Molecule: messenger RNA, 1764 nt
Organism: Cimex lectularius (bed bug)
Lineage: Eukaryota; Metazoa; Arthropoda; Insecta; Hemiptera; Cimicidae
Gene: RhoGAP5A
Product: beta-chimaerin
Exons: 8
Coding region: 100-1428 (442 amino acids)
Biological process (GO): signal transduction; regulation of GTPase activity
Molecular function (GO): GTPase activator activity
Source: RefSeq, a predicted model, not a curated record